Messenger RNA from Erigeron canadensis, 1211 nucleotides. Its product is annotated as LOB domain-containing protein 36-like. The coding region runs from base 208 to 1074 and encodes 288 amino acids. The transcript is spliced from 3 exons. The record is from RefSeq and is a predicted model, not a curated record. NCBI's taxonomy places the organism in Eukaryota, Viridiplantae, Streptophyta, Magnoliopsida, Asterales, Asteraceae.
ACAUAAACAUUAGCAUUAAUACCUAUUUGCAUAAUUAUUAUACGUACACAUAUCUGAUAUAUGACGAUAUAGUAUGUACAAAUAUACACGCACACAGAUAUGAAUAACGUUGUGAUCAAUAUUCUGCUGAUAACGUUUUUUAUUUUGAACAAGAAAGGAAAUUAAUACUACUUAUACAUAUCAAAUCCCGUGAAGGCAAACGAGAAGAUGUCGUCUUCAAACUCACCUUGUGCAGCGUGCAAGUUUUUACGCCGAAAAUGCACUCAAGAAUGUGUAUUUGCACCAUACUUCCCACCAGACCAGCCUCAAAAAUUUGCGAAUGUACACAAAGUAUUUGGGGCAAGCAACGUGGCAAAAAUCCUAAACGAAAUCAACACGGCUCAACGAGAAGACGCGGUAAACUCUUUAGCCUAUGAAGCCGAGGCAAGGCUGAAGGAUCCGGUUUAUGGAUGUGUAGGACUAAUCUCUCUCCUUCAACAUAAGUUAAAGCAAGUACAAAGUGAUUUACAUAAUGCCAAAUUAGAAUUGGCUAAUUACAUUGGUCCUUCAGCAAUGUUGCCUCUAUUAAAUCCUGCAGGGUUAAUUAUCCCCCAAAUCCAAAAUAUUAAUAUCCCAUCAUCAUCAAUGCAAGUUUUGCCUAAUUAUAAUAUGCAACCUAUUUUGGGCAUCCCUUCUCAAAACCACCCACAAAUAAUUGAGACUACUCAACAACAUCAACAAUUAGUAGCCGUUGCGAAUUCUAGAGAACAACAAGAAAUGCUGAUUAGAAACUUUGAGCAACAACAACAGCAGCCGCAUCCUAGUGAUUUGGUACGGUUUAGUGGCUCCUUUGAUCCGGCCGGUGGAGGAUCUGGACAAGUGGAUAAUGGUGGUGCAUUUGUUAGCCCUAUGACCGAUCCGGCUUCAGUGUCCCCGUCUCUAGAGUUAGGUAGUACUUUUCAUGUUAAUAAUAAUAUGUAUCAGAUGCAGCCUCAAGAACAGCCACAUCAGCUUUUGCUUCAGCAAGAAACUCAGCAGCCGUUGACGGUGUUGAGAGCUGCCGGCAACGAAGAAGAUAGGAGUGUUGCUCCUUGAUCAUGCUGCCAUAUAUCUUCGUGUCGAUUUUGAUCAGCUAUUAAUUCUUCAUUAUAUAUAUAUAAAGUUUUCAUUCCUGGUAACAUACCCUUUUUUUCCCUAGAUCUUUACAUAAUUAUUUUAUUUAAUCUUUUUAU